CUGAUUUGAUUUGCUUUGCUUCCAUGCCGAUCUGAUCAUGCUAAUUCGAUCGACCCUCCGCCUCUUCCGGUUUCCCACAUACAGUAGAAAUACAAACGAGGAAUUUCCUGCAUGUUUUCGGGCCAAUUUUUUCACUCGAUCGAUCUUAUAUAGCUUCGAUCUUAACCCAUAUCUGAUAUAGCUUCGUUGUCGAUCUAGCGCACAAGCUCCUAGUUCCUCCGUCUCUAAUAUUCUUUGCGUGCUGGGGAGAUUCUGCACCCGCUUUACAUCCAGCCUAUUUAUUGCUGAUAAAUUUAGACACAAGUUCCACCAGACAUUUCAGGUCCCACAUACUUUACUGCACACAAUGUGUUAAAAGAAACUUUACUGCACACAGAUCGUUAGAAGCAAUGCAUUCCCAAUCUUUAGUUCUUUACUAAGGUUGGAUUAUCGAGUGAAACCCAAUUUGCCGAGGUAUAUCUCCUGUCUCAGUACAUGUGAGAUAAUUUUAACACAAAAUCUUUAUGUCUCUUCGGAGACCAGACAAAAUCCUCCUUAUCAACCGGCUCCAAAUCUGUCAAAGGCAGUGGUCCCUCGCAAACAGUCUUAAUCCUACUUGAGACAAGUCUUGCCCAAGAGUUCAUAUAUAUUGAUGAUUGGAAACUCAUCCGCCAGUAUCAAGGCCAAUGGGGUUGAACGAACUUCAAAGAAACGCCGUGCGGUUCGAAGAGGAGAUCUAUACCGCAGCGACCAACCAGUCUGAUUAUUGGCGGGAAAUAUGUAUGAAAAUGCUCUCUAUGGAGACAAUGCCAGAGCAGGCUCCUGGAUAUUCUCAAGUGAUUCCAAAUCAAAACAACCCUGGUCAAGCAUAUGCGGACAAUACUGCUCAAACAGGCCAAGCAGGUGUAGGUGAUUGGCAAGAGGAGAUAUAUCAAAUGAUUAAGAGCUUGAAGGGAAAAUACUUUGCAGAACUCAAUGAAUUGUUCAAUAAGAUCUGUGUGAAAAUACAUUAUGUUGACAGCAGCAUACCACCUCAAAGGCCAUCUGAGCAGUACGAAAGAAUGAAGAGCUUUAAAAUAAUGUUGGAGCGUAUAUUACAAAUUCUGCAAAUUAGCAAGAGUACUGUCCAACCUGCUCUGAGGGACAAGCUUCCUCAUUAUGAGAAACAGAUCAUCAGUAUCUUGAAUUCACAAAGAAGGAAACCAGUGCAACCACAAGUACAGCAACAUUUCCAGCCACCUGCAGCAGGACAAGCUCCUAAUUCUAACAGUUCACAGCAACGACAGCCUUCCCAGAGUUCACAGAAGCAUUAUAGUCAUACUAAUCCUCAAGCAAGUUUGUCGACCAUAAGCACUGGAUUACAGUCCUCUAGUGCAUCUUGUAUCCAGCAUCCAACAACAAAAUUGAGUGUCCCCAUGCAUCAAAAUGGUGCAAAGCGUCAGCGGCAGACAGACUCUGAUUUGAAGGCUGCCCGAAGAAAGGCUGCUCAAAGAAGCAGUUUUGAUUCCGUGCGGUAUGGUUCAAUCUUCGAUGAGUGGCGCCUCAUUACAGCAGGGGAGCACUGGGCUGAUGCAGGAUACUCAACUGCAGACUUUGGUAGAUAAUUGUACAGCACCAGUGUAUAUCACAUUGCUUACUGUUAUUUCUUCAAGAUAAUUGGAUCUCUUGGUAAACAAAUGGAUGAACAGAUCGACCAAAGUAUACGGAAGAUGCAAGCCUGUCGUUUGGCAAUAGUGAUGUAAGAUAGAUGAAAUAAUUAUGAGGUCGACCUCUUGUGAGCUUUGUAUAUUUACCUAUAAACAGAUGAAAUAAUUAUGAGGUCAGGUUGUUGUGAGCUCUGUAUAUUUACUUUUUUAAGGAGCUAUGUAUAUUUACCUAUAAUCAAAUGAAACAAUUAUGAAGUCGAACGUUGGUGAGAAUA
Messenger RNA from Lolium perenne, 1900 nucleotides. RefSeq lists its product as uncharacterized. Gene Ontology annotation, molecular function: transcription coactivator activity; chromatin DNA binding. The record is from RefSeq and is a predicted model, not a curated record. Gene Ontology annotation, biological process: regulation of DNA-templated transcription. Lineage: Eukaryota; Viridiplantae; Streptophyta; Magnoliopsida; Poales; Poaceae.